AUGCUUCGUUAAUGCUUUGUUGCGCUUCGGAGUAUUUAGCAAGUUUCUUUUCUUUUCAAAAAGAGCCCGUAUUGCUGAGAUUCCGCUUAAGAGUAGGCCCGGGAGGAGGGUCUUUCCUUGGGCUUUUGUUUCGUGGCGGCUGCGCCCUAAGCAUGGAUUCAACUUCGCGUAUUUUAGCAAAAAAAAAAAAAAUGCUGUAUUACAGUAUGAAAAGCCCAGUGUUUUGGUGAUGGCGGAGAGAGAAUUUGUGUAACAUAUUUAGGUGGUGCUGUGUUAGAGCGUAGAUGUGGGAAACCUGAGAUUAUGAAGCAUGUCUCCCUGAUGUAUGUCCUAGCUAGCUCGCUACAUUCGGGCAGCGUAUGUUUUUGGGUAGCAACUGUACUGUUUUACAAGAAAGAAACGAACAUGGGACGUGAAGAAAAAGCCUGAAGGUGUAUUAGCUAUCAGACAUUUGUGUACAGGUUGGAAUUUGAAACUUAAAAUUGACCAGUAUGGAAGCUGCAGCUAUUCUUCCUAUCCUGAAGAAAAGACUGGCAUUUUUGUCAGGAGGCAAGGACAGACGCAGUGGCCUGAUCCUGACCAUCCCGCUGUGCUCGGAGCAAACCAGCAUGGAGGAGCUGAGCUCUACGCUUGACUACCUGCUUAGCAUCCCGAGUGAGAAAUGCAAAGCGAGAGGAUUCACUGUCAUUGUGGAUGGAAGGAAGUCGCAGUGGAACAUCGUGAAGACUGUUGUCCUGAUGUUGCAGAAUGUCAUACCAGCAGAGGUGUCCUUGGUGUGUGUUGUGAAGCCUGAUGAAUUCUGGGACAAGAAGGUCACCCAUUUCUGUUUCUGGAAAGAGAAGGACAGGCUUGGAUUUGAGGUUAUUCUUGUGUCUGCCAAUAAACUUACACGGUACAUUGAGCCUUGUCAGCUGACGGAUGAGUUUGGGGGCAGUCUUGUGUACGAUCACAUGGACUGGCUAAACAAAAGGCUGGUCUUUGAGAAGUUCACCAAGGAGUCCACAUCCCUGCUGGAUGAACUUGCGGUCAUCAACGAGACUGAGGCAGGGAACCAUCCAGACAAAGAAAGACCCACAGACUGUAGCUUUCUCCCGUCCUUUGACCCAGAAACUGUACUCCAGACUGGCCAUGAGCUGCUGUCAGAGCUACAGCAGCGCCGCUUCAACGGUUCUGAGGGCGGGACAGCCUGGUCGCCCAUGGAUGACGAGCUGCUGGCUCAGCCCCAGGUCAUGAAACUGCUGGAUUCACUGAGGGAGCAGUACACCAAGUACCAGGAGGUGUGUCGUCAGCGCAGCAAGCGCACACAGCUGGAAGAGAUCCAGACCAAGGUCAUGCAGGUUGUGAAUUGGCUGGAGGGCCCUGGCACAGAGCAGCUCCGCGCACAGUGGGGGAUCGGCGACUCCACCAGAGCCUCCCAGGCACUGCAGCAAAAGCACGAGGAGAUCGAAAGUCAGCACAGUGAGUGGUUUGCUGUCUACGUGGAGCUGAACCAACAGAUCGCAGCGCUGCUCAACGCAGGGGAUGAGGAGGACCUGGUGGAGCUGAAGGGACUGCAGCAGCAGUUGAGCGACGUCUGCUACAGACAGGCUAGCCAGCUGGAGUUUAGACAGAACGUGCUGCAGUCUGCCCAUGAUUUCCACAGCACUGCUCAGGAUUUGUCUCAGCAGCUGGACGGGUUGUUGGGGAUGCUCUGUGCAGACGUGGCCCCCGCCGAUGGAGCUGCUGUGCAGCAGACGUUGAAGCACCUGGAGGAAAAACUAAAAAGCGUUGAGGGUGCUCUGCAAGUCUUGAGAGAAAAGGGUCAAAUCCUUCUUGAGCAGAUCUCUAAUCAGACAUCAUGGUCAUACGGGAAGGAUAUCACAGUCAAAAACAAGGAAAGCAUAGAUCACAUACAAAGCGUCAUGGAGGACAUGCAGCUGCGGAAACAAAGAUGUGAGGACAUGGUGGACGUAAGGAGACUGAAGAUGCUCCAGAUGGUUCAGCUCUUUAAGUGUGAAGAAGAUGCUGCACAGGCAGUUGAAUGGCUGGGAGAGCUUCUAGAUGCUCUCCUGAAAACUCAUAUCAGACUAGGAGACGAUGCACAGGAAACCAAAAUAUUAUUGGAGAAACACAAAAAAUUUGUGGAUGUUGCACAGAGUACAUAUGACUAUGGGAGGCAACUCCUGCAGGCCACUGUGGUCCUAUGCCAGUCUUUGCGUUGCACCACACGCUCAUCAGGUGACACUCUGCCACGCCUCAAUCGCAUCUGGAAACAGUUUUCUGUCACAUCUGAGGAAAGGGUGCAGCGGUUGGAGAUGGCCAACUCCUUCCACAUUGCAGCUGAGAAGAUCCUGACAGAUUGCGUGGAACAGCCUGAGAUUGGUAUGGAUUUGGAGACAUAUGAGGAGGUGGAAGCAGUGGGGAAAGCUCUUCUGGACAGACUGACUAUACCUGUGGUUUUCCCUGAUGGGAGCGAGCAGUACUUCGGAAGCCCCAGUGACAUGGCCUCCUCUGCAGAGCACAUCCGGGACAAGAUAAAGCUGGUGGAGGAAAGGAGGCUUCAGCAGCAGGAGGCAGGGCAACAUCUUGAUGAGGCUCUUGAGACGGCCUCCCUUGGCAGCUAAUGGGGCCUCUGCAGCAGGGGACCUGACUGUUGCAAGUUGGAAAGAGAGAGAGCCCGGUCAUUCUAAGGGUAUCACCGCAUUCCUUCCAUCUCUGUUCUGGUCUGUCUUGCCAAGCCAUAUUAACCUUCUCAUGUGGAAUUAAGGAUUGUGGGCUCUUCCGCGCUUGCAUACAGAGCAGUAAGGAAAAGUACUGUUUGCACUGAUCUCUUCCUCCCAAAGCUUUACCUGGCCUGUUACUUGUCCUUUGCUGACAGGUGACACAAGCUUCCAUGGUGCUACUAAACCUGUAGAAUGUAUAGAAAGCACCCUCUGUAUUUGGUAUUCCCCGGUGCUUUAGAUUUCUAGGCCUUAGGCAGAUUUCCUGUUUGUAGACAGUAAGCAUUGUAUUUUAUAAGUUUUAAUUUUUUUUUUUUAAAUAUAUAUAUCUUUGACGGUUGCUGCAAUUUUUGUAGUGUGCCACAGUUCGCAGACCCUGCCUCCUAAAAGCCUUUGAUACUGGCAUAAACUUACUGUUUUAAGUAAAUAUGGAUUGUAUAUUAUGCAAAUACAAGCAGAGUUAACCAGCUUUUAAAGAUGUGCAGAUUGCUGUUAUUCUUGUGUACAUCCAUGUACAAAAUUAAAGGAAAGCUUUGCUAGAAAAUGUGGAUUAGAACUGUAAAAGCUUUUUAAAUUAAAAUUAUGGGAAUUAUAUUCAGUCUAUUCAUAAUUGUCAUUUUAAAGUAUACUCCCUUUGCAUCUUAAAGCAUGCUAUUAAAAAUUAAAUUCUAUAUUUAUUUCCGGUUGUUUUUAUUUGUAAAUUGAUGUGAUUUUUAAAAAUGUAGUGCCACAUACAUUUUAAGUUUCCAAAGUUAAUUGUGAAUUUUAUGAAAAACUGGCCCAAUACAAAUAAAUACGCAAACAUCUGAACAAA
Molecule: messenger RNA, 3513 nt
Organism: Brienomyrus brachyistius
Lineage: Eukaryota; Metazoa; Chordata; Actinopteri; Osteoglossiformes; Mormyridae
Gene: sestd1
Product: SEC14 and spectrin domains 1
Exons: 19
Coding region: 492-2603 (703 amino acids)
Source: RefSeq, a predicted model, not a curated record